AUGUCAGAGCCACCAAUGGUUCCUAUAGCCACUAAUGGUUCUCGAUUCUACCAUGACUGUCUGGUUCAAAUCCACGACUUGGGCAGAUACGUUCAUCAUCUCCAAAAUGGUUUGGCAAUGCUAAAGAAUCACAUACAAAAGCAUGAAGAAUCCAUUCCGGACCCAAAAGAAAUCGUGGACACCAAAAUCGGGUCAAUCAUUGUCGAAAAACAUUUGGAGGACCAUAUGAAGAUGUUGGAAAAUCUGGGAACACAGGUGAAACAAUGGGAACAACAUUAUUUCUGUGCUCAACAAGGAAUCCGUCAACCUCCUCCCAUAAAUUCUGAUUGGGAAGGUAGCGCGAGCGGUAGCUCGAACCAGAAACCGCCAGAAACAUUUGAAGAGGCUCUCGAAUUAUGGAAUAAACAUUUCCCAACUGACCCUGGUUAUCGAGUCGAUAAGGAUCUCACAUGCUAUCUAUUCAACCCGGAUGGGGAGAAAAUAGCCCCACAAAUUAUAAAGCAGGCAAUGACUCAACGAGAUUUCUAUCAAAGUGUUUGCCCAGUGACCAAAGGAAACCCAUCAUGGACACAAUUGAGUGAAGACGAGCAGGACGAAUGGGCGACUGCAUGCAAACAGAUGAAGGAUAUUCAGAAGAAACAGUUGGAAUUAGGAUUGAUCAAAACGAGAGAUAUAAGUGAGAAGCAUAGAAGAUCGAAGGAGAAGAGGAAGGCGCGGAAGAUGAAGUUCGAUUUGAUGAAAAAUGAUAACUGA
Molecule: messenger RNA, 753 nt
Organism: Caenorhabditis remanei
Lineage: Eukaryota; Metazoa; Nematoda; Chromadorea; Rhabditida; Rhabditidae
Exons: 5
Coding region: 1-753 (250 amino acids)
Source: RefSeq, a predicted model, not a curated record